AAUUCCGACAAGCUUCAACCUUUUAGUUACGCUCGUUGGCUCUUUUAACAACUUAUACAAACUUGACCAACAACUAAAAUAUAUAUAGAAAUAUUCUCUCCUAAAUGUCGAUAUUUUUCACCCGGGACUUCUUGUUCCCUGGUCACGUACUUUAUAGCUGUCGCGUUACUGUUAUACAUUGCUCCACCAUAUUCAGGGUCUCCCCUACACAGAGAGGCUGCGCGCAUUGCGUCACAGAGGACACGUAACGGGACGGUACUGGAGAAGACACACAGACCGACACUAGGACCGGCUGAGCGGGGAUAGGAAAGCGGAGAUAGUAGGACCGGACCAGUUUGGACGCGACUGACUCCCUGCAGAGAGGAGGCCUGAAACUAUCGAUUCCUGCACAGUGUUGACACAGAAGACCAAAUAUAGAAAUGGUGUUUAGAGGCACAAUAACAGAUGCUCCGGACUUUGAUCCUGCUGUUGACGCGGAGACCCUUUACAAUGCUAUGAAAGGCUUCGGCAGUGAUAAAGAGGCCAUUUUGGAUCUUGUCACCUCAAGAAGUAAUGCACAGAGGCAGGAAGUCAUUGCAGCAUACAAGUGCAGCUAUGGAAAGGACCUGAUCGAGGAUCUGAAGUAUGAGCUGACAGGCCAUUUUGAGCGUCUCAUCGUCAGUCUGAUGAGGACAUCAGCCUACCACGAUGCCAAAGAAAUCCAUGAUGCUGUCAAUGGAGCUGGAACAAACGAGAGAUGCCUUAUUGAAGUCAUGGCAUCCAGAACCAACAAACAGACUCAUGAUAUGGUUGAAGCUUACAAGGAUGCUUAUGGCAGAGACAUAGAAGAGGAUGUGAUUGCUGACACUUCAGGCCAUUUUAAGAAGAUGCUGAUUGUUUUACUUCAGGGGACCAGAGAUGAGUCAGGGGUUGUGGAUGCAGACCUGGUGGAGCAGGAUGCACAAGACCUUUUUGCAGCGGGAGAGGAGCAGUGGGGGACAGACGAGGCCAAAUUCAUCAUGAUCCUGGGAAACCGUAGCGUGACCCACCUUCGCAUGGUUUUCGAUGCAUACGAGAAGAUCGCAGAGUGCUCCAUAGAGGACAGCAUAAAGAGCGAGCUGUCUGGAGACUUUGAGAGGCUCAUGCUGGCUGUUGUCCAGUGCAUCAGGAGUGUUUCCAUGUUCUUUGCCAAACGCCUUUACAAGUCAAUGAAGGGUCUGGGUACAGCUGACAACACCCUGAUCAGGAUCAUGAUUUCUCGCUCUGAGAUAGACAUGUUGGACAUUCGAGAGUGCUUCCGGUUAGGAUAUGAAAAGUCACUAUACAACAUGAUUAAGGAUGACACAUCAGGGGAUUACAAGAGGACUCUGCUGAACCUGUGUGGAGGAGAUGAUGACUUAGCUGGAGAGUUCUUUCCUGAAGCUGCUCAGAUAGCCUACAAGAUGUGGGAAUUAAGUUCCAUGACCAAAGUCCAGUUAAGACCAACAAUCCGUCCUGCAUCCAGUUUCGACCCAGCCGCUGAUGCACAAGCCCUGAGGAAAGCUAUGAAGGGAUUUGGAACAGAUGAAGAUGCAAUCAUUGACAUUGUUGCACAGAGAAGCAACGCUCAGAGGCAAGAGAUCAGACAGACCUUCAAAUCCCUCCUUGGAAGGGAUCUGAUGAAAGACUUGAAGUCUGAACUGUCGAAGAACUUGGAGAGGUUGAUCAUUGCGCUCAUGUUGACCCCUGCAGAGUUUGAUGCCAAAAUGAUGAGGAAGGCAAUGGAGGGCGCUGGGACAGAUGAACAUAGCCUGAUCGAGAUUCUUGUCACCAGAAGCAACGAGGAAAUACAUGCCAUGAAUGCAGCUUACCAGGACGCCUACAAGAAGUCUAUGGAGGAAGCCAUUCAGUCUGACACAUCAGGCCACUUCUGUCGCAUUCUUGUUUCUCUGGUGCAGGGUGCAAGAGAGGAGGGCCCUGCUGACAUGGAGAGAGCCUCUUCAGAUGCUCAGGAUCUUGCCGAUGCAUGCAAUGCAGAGUCUGAUGACAUGGAGAUGAAGUUUAUGAGUAUUCUGUGCACUAGAAGCUUCCCCCAUCUUAGAAAAGUUUUUCAGGAGUUUGUCAAAUGCAGCAACAAGGACAUUGAACAGAUAAUUAAGAAGGAGAUGUCAGGAGACGUCAAAAAUGCCUUUUAUGCUAUAGUUCGCAGCGUAAAGAACAAGCCCUCUUAUUUUGCAGACCGUUUGUACAAAGCCAUGAAGGGUCUUGGCACAGACGACAGAGCCCUGAUCCGCAUCAUGGUGUCCCGUAGCGAGAUUGACCUUUUCAACAUUCGCAAAGAAUUCAAGGAAACACAUGACGCCUCUCUUCAUGAAUUCAUCCAGGUAGAAACUAUGCUCGGUGACACCUCAGGAGACUAUCGUAAAACCCUGCUCAUACUCUGUGGAGGGGAAGACUAAACUUUCUCACAUCUGCAGCUGUUUGCUGACUUCAGUUCAAAAAAAACCUGAGACAAGCCUGAUUGCAGGAAACUGUUGGUGAUUGUCAAUAUCUAACAUCAAGUCCUGCCACUCCUCAGCCAAACCAUGUGACCUUUGACCUUCCAAAGUUAACAGCUACGUUUCUGCUUUUAUGUUUAAUCGUCCUGCAUGUCAGGAUGAUGUUUUUUCUUUUUUUACAGAGUCAAGUAUGUAACAAAAACAUGUUCACGUUAGUGUGGAAUGGUGCUCCACAUGUACCGCAUACUGUAAAAUUAGAAAGUCGGCUAGUGCCUUCAGAUUUCAGGCCGUCCAUCAAUGAUUGUGAUUGUAAGGUAUCAUAUACUGUAUACCUGAAUAAAAAAUCAUGAAAAA
This is a messenger RNA of Notolabrus celidotus (New Zealand spotty), 2810 nucleotides long. It is a transcript of the gene anxa6, whose product is annotated as annexin A6. Lineage: Eukaryota; Metazoa; Chordata; Actinopteri; Labriformes; Labridae. Gene Ontology annotation, cellular component: cytoplasm; focal adhesion. Gene Ontology annotation, molecular function: calcium channel activity; calcium ion binding; actin filament binding. The transcript has 25 exons. The coding region runs from base 420 to 2417 and encodes 665 amino acids. The record is from RefSeq and is a predicted model, not a curated record. Gene Ontology annotation, biological process: apoptotic signaling pathway; regulation of muscle contraction; mitochondrial calcium ion homeostasis.